UAUUGAAUGUGCUGCAUUGGUGUUUUCCUCCUGGGUCAGUUUAAACGAAUUUAUGUCCACUAUCCUUAAGGGAUCUAGACGGCCAUCAUAUAUGACAUAAAGGAUACCAAAUAAAAUGAUUUGCAUUGCAAGACUCAUCAAGCGGUACUGUCACCGAUGCACUAGGAGAACACACAUAUGCAUUGAGCUACGGCCCAGAAGCAGACAGAAAGUGUACCGUGCACUCAUUGUAACUACGCUUGGAAUAUUGUUGCUAAUCCAUUUUGGAGUAUUUGAUAUUCUAAUGGGGACAUCGUUCAGCCAAUUCAAAUACCCCCUGAACAUCGAUUUGGUUAGUGUCGUUAAAGCAGUGAAACAACAUAGAGAGAUCGAUGUAAAACCGAUCAAUGCAUACUCUUUCUCCCAUGUCAUAGAAAACAGUGAAAGGUGUCAUGACGACGAAAACGAAGACGUGUUUUUGUUGGCGGUGAUCAAGUCUUCCAUAGAACAUUUCGAAAACAGGAUGGCUAUUCGGGAAACAUGGGGUGGGCGAGGUGUGGUACAGGGAAGAGAACUCCGCAGCGUCUUUCUCCUUGGAGUCCGACCUUUAGACGGAAAGCACCUACAGAAUAAAGUUAUUGCAGAAAACCAACUAUACGGUGAUCUACUGCAAGAUGACUUUCAUGAUCAGUACUUCAAUAAUACUUUGAAAACAAUGAUGGGGUUUAGGUGGGCCACCAUUCAUUGCAGAAAUGCCAAAUUCAUCUUUUUUGUGGACGACGAUUACUACGUGUCUAUACAAAGUCUCGUAGAAUAUUUAUUAAGUAUUGGAGACAAGAAAAGGUUCCUAGCAGGGUAUGUGUUCACAACCUCCUUGCCAAAAAGAAACCCGUACAGUAAAUGGUACAUUUCCCGUGAGGAGUAUCCAUUUUUCUUCUACCCUUCAUACCCAACUGCAGGCGCCUACGUAGUGUCAAUGGACGUGGCCGUCGAUUUUGACAUUGGUUUUCGAUACACAAAAUACCUGCGGUUUGAUGAUGUCUUCCUCGGGAUAGUUGCUUGGAAAUUACUAGUGACACCAGUGCACCAUAGCGAGUUCUACUUUCUUUCUAAAGUUUACCCGAUGUACAAUCGCCGCAUGAUUGCCUCGCAUGGUUACAGCGAUGGAAAUGAACUCAGAGACGUCUGGUGGAGGUCGAGGAUGAUCUAGACUU
This is a messenger RNA of Lineus longissimus, 1193 nucleotides long. Its product is annotated as beta-1,3-galactosyltransferase brn-like. The transcript is spliced from 2 exons. The record is from RefSeq and is a predicted model, not a curated record. Gene Ontology annotation, molecular function: UDP-glycosyltransferase activity; hexosyltransferase activity. Gene Ontology annotation, cellular component: Golgi membrane. Bases 116 to 1189 code for a protein of 357 amino acids. NCBI's taxonomy places the organism in Eukaryota, Metazoa, Nemertea, Pilidiophora, Heteronemertea, Lineidae.